Messenger RNA from Enterobius vermicularis (human pinworm), 417 nucleotides. The record is from the annotation of a GenBank genome assembly. NCBI's taxonomy places the organism in Eukaryota, Metazoa, Nematoda, Chromadorea, Rhabditida, Oxyuridae.
AUGCUGAACUGCAGAAUAAAAAAAAAAAUUUUUUUUUUUUUCAGAGCAAUUCUUCCCUGUGUUUAUAAACUUUCCGAGUUUUCUGAGAUUACCAAUGAAUUCAACAGUGUUUACGAGCGUUUUUUGAAAGACUCCCAAUAUCAAACUGAUAGCUUCGCUGUGAUUGUUAACAAUGCGAUUAAUUCACAUAAAGUAUUUGAGUUGAAGAAUUUGCUUGUGAUGUCUCCAGACUGUUUUCACUUUUCCGAAAUUGGUAACGAUGCUUUAGCAAAGUUACUUUGGAAUAAUCUGAUGACGCCAGUUGAAUCUUCAACAAAUGUGCAGAAUUUUGAUCCAGUUCAGAAAAUUACUGUCAAAUGUCCAGAUAUGGUAACAGUUUCCUUUGUCAAUUAUUGUACAGUGAUAAGAAGACAAUAA